UGCCCUGAUGGGCUCCCUACCCGUAUUCUCCCGUUCAGCGGCGUCUCGCCGUCACAAUCAUUUGCAUUGUGGCUGCGUCGCCUUGAAGACGAAAUGCGCUUGCAGUCGGUGGCGCGCGAACGAGUUGAGACGCUCACUUCAGAAGCAAAGAUCGACUACGACGCUAUUGUCACUCACCUCCGCGGACACUACGAAGGGCCGAAGCAGAUGGCCGACGCGAGACAAGCGCUUUCUUCCUGCAAGCAGGAGCCAGUCCGAGGACGGACUUGUAGGAAAAUGGGGGAGGUGUAAGAGAUCCUGU
This is a messenger RNA of Cylicocyclus nassatus, 301 nucleotides long. Lineage: Eukaryota; Metazoa; Nematoda; Chromadorea; Rhabditida; Strongylidae. The record is from the annotation of a GenBank genome assembly.